AUGGAUCUCUUUGCCUCGCACUACGACUUGAAGGAGCACAGCGUUACUUGGGCAACAGACGACCUCCUUACCCUCAUCAACAUGUGCAAGAAAUAUGAAGCCUAUUUAAACCUCUCCGCUCAUGACCCUGUCGCGAAGAUCGUGCAAGCUGUCAGCGAAGGCCGCAACCCCCCUUUUUCUUCGGAGAUGAUUGAAAGCUGCAAAGCAGCUCAGACCUCGCAGAGCUUCAAAGUGGACCACCGCUUCCUUCUCACAGAGAAGAACCUGGUUUACUGCUCCCUCACCCAUGCGCCUGUCCCCCAACGUUUGGCUCUAAGACAGCGAGCCCAGACACAGGGAGGGGAGCGUGUACUGGCAGUGUUAUUGCGUUAUGGCGGUGAAGACAGUAAAGAUUUUGAGUCUGAAGUAUCUUUUUGUCUCCGAGUGUGUCCGCCUUUAUCUGCAUGUACACCUGAACGUCUAUGCAGCGAAUUAGCAGCAAUAGCAGAGCAUCUCGCAGCAUUAGAGACACCGGACUUCAGUACAGCAGCAAGAAUAGAGAGGAGACACCUGGAUGAUAUACAAGCCUUGCAAAGGGAAUAUGAUAUAAACCUCCGCAACCGAGUUGAAACCCUAAAAGAGGCUUUACAAGCAGCAGAAGCUCUGGUGGUGGAGCAGCCAAUUGAAAUCGCAGCGAGACGCUACAACUUCACGCUGGCAUUCCCCUCGUUGCGACGGAAGCAGGCAGAUAAGAAACAAGGAGAUGCAAACAUCUCCUUGACGUUUAAAUAUUCUGUUCUGCUGCAGAGAGAGGUUUGCUUUAGGGUUUAG
Molecule: messenger RNA, 810 nt
Organism: Eimeria acervulina
Lineage: Eukaryota; Apicomplexa; Conoidasida; Eucoccidiorida; Eimeriidae
Product: regulator of chromosome condensation domain-containing protein, putative
Exons: 7
Coding region: 1-810 (269 amino acids)
Source: RefSeq, a predicted model, not a curated record